AUGCAGACCCAUGUUCCAGUUCCGCGACCUGCUUACUCCCAAGCCCGGGAGAACCUGGUAAGGGUGAUCCCUCCCAAGCUUCUGUGUCUGCUGGCCUGCGGGGGCGUGGACUGCCGUUAUGAGGGACCAGAGUGUUGGAAAGCAAACCAGCAGGUCAUCCGAGGCGUUUUCUCAUCAUGGGUGACUGAUGACAUCAUUGCCAUGGCACGACCAUCCAAACUCUUGAUUGACAAGUAUGACAUCAUUGAGCAAUUCCAACGGUAUUGUCUUGAAUUUAAGUCUGAGGUCCACAACAGUUGUGGGUGGUGGCAUUGUGUUCUUCUCAUAUAUGACUUAUUCCCUAGAUUAAACAUUAGAUCCAUCAUAAACAUGCAAAUGCCAGGAGAGCAUGCUCACUGUGGACCCUCCCUGGACCCCAAAAGUGGCUUCACAUACUCACCCCAGAUCUUCAUGGAGAAUGACAUUUACUUCUACAACUUUGGGAUGCCAGACUUCUGCGUGUCUUCCCUGGUCAACAUAAUUGAUGGGGUAAAGGUGCUGGCCUUCGCGGUGGGGGAAGGCAGGGUUGCUGUGCACUGCCACGCAGGCCUGGGCAGAACAGGUGUCCUGAUAGCCUGCUACUUGAUCUACACUUUGCGCAUCAGUCCCAGCGAGGCCGUCCAUUAUGUGCGCAUCAAGAGGCCUCGCUCCAUCCAAACCCGAGGGCAGAUCAGCCAAGUGUUCGACUUUGCUCGGCUCCUCAGCGCGCAGUUGGUUCAGUACCCAGACCUCAGCCUGCGACACGGAUCCCCCGUCACCCUGCAGCACUACCUCAACCGCCAAGCGCUCCUGCUGCACGGCCAAGAGGCUCGCACGCUCAGAUACAUACCCAAGGUGGUGUACCUUUUGUGCAUGCACAUCUCCUAUUUGGCGAUGGGACUACCUGCAGCUCCGGAGAUACACGCUGAACUGGAGAAGAGGUCAGAACUGAGGAUUUUGACCAGAGUGGUGAGGGAGACCCUGGUGUCCAAACAGUUCCUGCCCUUGCUGCGCCAAGAUCAGAACAUUGCACGGGUGGGCUCUGUGUCCUCCUGGGAUGGGCAGCUAGGAUUCUCAGAGAGAAACAGGGACUUGCUUCGGGACAAACGCAGCUACAGUGACUCUGACCUCAGCAUGAUGGUGGAUCUGGAGAUGAGUCCCUGGCUUGCAAAGGAUGCCAUAGGAUCUGAACUGAGACCAGUGAGCUCCAAGACUACCCCACCUUCAUUACACCUCACCACCAACAACCGCGCUCAAACACGCGCUAAGCAGCCGAGAAAAAGCUCUGGUAGGAUGUUUAAGUCUACGGUCAAAAAGGAUCAAUCCAAGUACAGCUCCAACAUUGAGUUGUGCAGAAGCACACAACACAACGUGCGCCCGACCUCGGUGGCUCGUGCCAUUGCCAACGCAAUGGCAGACCUAAGUCCACCAGAAGAAUCCAUUCUACAGCGGUCGUCUCUUCUACAGGAGGAGCUGAACAGCAGUGAAUGUGGCUGGGCUCUUUUGGUGACCGAGACGAAUCCUCAGGUUCUCACGUGCCUGCUUUGGACCUGGCUUGAGAAGCUAAAAGAUCCCGUUCUUGGUGCCGAGGAUAUAGUAAGAUUGAGUUGUGUGGAACCUAACAGGAAGCCUUUUUGUGUGCUCAAGAAGUCACAGAGGCACACCAUCUAUUGUCUGCUGAGCUGUGUCAACAAAGUGACCAGGCUGUGUCCGCAUAGAGAAGAUGCCGUGCUGCAGCGACUGAUACGAGCACUGACAAAGAUAAUGCCUGAUGAAGAGCCUUGGGUCGGAUCAUGGAGGCCCCACAGGCCUCGAGGGCCGAUAGCUGCCCUCUAUAGUAGCCCAGGGCCCAAGUAUGCACUGCCUUCACUCACAGGUUCAUCACUACAUGAUCCGACAAAAUACAAAGCGCCCAGUUUCAGCUUUCGGGCCACCUAUGACAUAAGCUCGCAAGAAAUCUCGCCCGGACCUAAACACCUCAUCCCCUCCAACAUCACCAAAACGGGUCGUGAUGGAACUCCAGCGUUUUCAUUUGGCAGUCGCCCCAAGGAACGAGCGCGCAUCCAAGUGCCUGCACCCAAUCAUUACCACCUUGAGAGUUCAGACAAGGUCACUUAUCACUCUUCCCCUUCCUAUACGUUGUCCGGGAGAGGAAAAAAUGUUGUACCGAGCAACCACACUACUCCCGGUCCAGCAUCCAACACUCUACCUCCUGUGUUUGGACCCAAAACUGUCAAUAUACGCGCAGCACCCGCACAUUCGCUCUACGGUCGCAGUAAAAAUGGCAACUUCACGGAAGACAACACAAAGUCUCCAGGCCCUGCAGCCUAUCAAGCUGUGGACCCUCAAAUUUACCUAAACAAAUCUCCUCAGUACAGCAUGCCAGGGCGCAAGUUCAUACCUCAAAGUGCUACGAGGACGCCAGCACCUGGAGUCUACCGUCCUGAGAAGGUCACCACCACGCAUUCCAAAGCGCCAGCCUUCACCUUUGGACUGCGUCACUCGCAAUACACCGUACUCCCCAUCAUGGAUGCAGACAGAUACCAACAGUCAUUGUCCUAUCUUUGAGCUGGGGGAUUUCAACACCGUGACAUCAGAUGAAGCAAAGAGGCCCAAAUCAGCAGAUGAGAUUUGUUGAUUGGAUUUCACAGUUCAGCGUUUGCAAUAUUUUGUCUUGUCAAGCAUUUAGUUUGGUUAGCAUGUGAUUUGCUAUUGUGAAUGUUGUUCACAAUAGCAAACAGGCGAGAAAUGUCCUUUCCAUCACAUCCUACUGUGGCUCCUCAAAUAAGGCUUGUUAAAUCUCCCACAUAUGCAUCCAGCAGGUCGCACUUGUGAUUUCAUUAGUGUUAGAGAAAUUAACUACAUUGUGAUCUACAAUAUUUUUUAAUAAAAAGAAUAACAGUAAAAGUAAUUAUUUUUCUUAAUUAUUUUGGUAAAGUACAGUACUGUACAGUUGCUGUUUGGUAAACAUCCAUCAAUCAGUUUAAUGUUUUUUGGUCCUGAAGUGUUCACACUCAUUCUUAAUAAUGGUACAGGUGAUGUUUUAAAAGCACUUUACGAGGUUACUUCAGAAUGGUGCACAAGAUGUGCAAAAUGAGCAAAAAUGGCAAAUGGCCUUGCCACUUUCCAUUUUUUUUUAAAAAAAAGCACAUCCGUUUCUCAAUAAAAAGUUGCAAGUUUUGUCUGGCUCUCAAAUCAUUUUGGGCUGAAUUGUACUGCACUGUAUUUGUAAUGACUGCUAAAAUCAAGUACGUUCUGUAUAUUGCAAUGUACAAAUAAAUGGAAACACUAUGUAUAUAGUAUAUGUGUAUCUACAGUAUAAUGUAAUUUACAAGUGAAUCAUGUGAAGAAUGCGGAAUAAAAACUUUUUCAAAUGA
Syngnathus typhle (broad-nosed pipefish) is the source of this 3395-nucleotide messenger RNA. RefSeq lists its product as uncharacterized. The transcript has 16 exons. Gene Ontology annotation, molecular function: protein tyrosine/serine/threonine phosphatase activity. The record is from RefSeq and is a predicted model, not a curated record. Lineage: Eukaryota; Metazoa; Chordata; Actinopteri; Syngnathiformes; Syngnathidae. Gene Ontology annotation, biological process: cilium assembly; protein dephosphorylation. Bases 1 to 2586 code for a protein of 861 amino acids.